CAUGGCGAGUGGGAGGUGAAACUGUGCGUGAUUUUCCGUGUUGUUCGCUGAAAUUCUGUGUUGCUUCUUGGCAAAUUAAAACGAAGUACUUCAAGGGAUAUUACCUAAAGGAACGAACUGCAGUAGAUAAAAGAACACGAAGAGAAGAGAAGUGAUAAUAAUAAAACAAAAGUGAUAGAACAAAAGAAAGAACUAUAAGAGGAUGAAAACUUUUACACAUUAUUGAUCACCUCUGUUUCCCUUGACCAAACAAAGUGAAGGAGAAGGGUAACUUAUUUGACCUAGAACAUUGAAAAUAAGGUUAAAUUAACCUUGACCUCGCUUGAUGAUAAUAAGGGCAUUGAUUCUUGACCUACUCCAGUGGUAUUAAGGUCAGUGACCUUUAAUUUUACCUGGGGAUAGUGAAGCUUGACCUUUGACCUUUUCCUCAACUCAAUGUUAUCAAGGUCAUUUGGUACUUGACCUUCCUCAUCAUAAGAGAGGACAUUGAUCGAUCCUUGACCUAGCCUUGGUGAAGGAGGGAGGCAAGAUGACCCGUGUGGUGACCUUACGAGAGGUCAGCCUCCUUCUCUACGUCAUCACCCUCACCCUCAAAGUGGUUGGCAGUGACGAACAGGAGUACCGUCUAACACGCUACCUGCUGGCGAACUACGACCCCUCCGUCAGGCCAGCGAGUAACUCUUCCCAGGCUCUUACUGUCGUCUUCGGCGUCUCCCUGCAUAGUAUUAUUGAUGUGGACGAGAAAAACCAGAUCUUGACUACUAAUUGCUGGCUGACACAGAUAUGGACGGACGCUCACCUCACCUGGAACUCAUCAGACUUUGGUGGGAUCGAAGUCAUUCGGGUCCCCUUCCAGAGAGUGUGGAAACCUGAUGUGAUUCUCUACAACAAUGCGGACGCCCAGUACUCGGCCGCCACCAUCAACACCAACGUGAUAGUUACGUCAGCAGGGCAGGUCACGUGGUUGUCUCACGGGAUCUAUCGCUCCUCCUGUGAUAUGAACGUCGAGUACUUCCCCUUCGAUAUACAAUCCUGCAGGAUGAUGUGGGCGUCCUGGACUUACGAUGGCUACCAGCUUGACUUAGUGAAACAAAUGGAUAGAGGGGAUAUGUCUAACUACCAAUCCAACGGAGAAUUCGACUUGGUGGAAUUCUCAGCAGCAAGGAAUAUCACCUACUACUCAUGCUGCCCUGAGCCAUAUCCUGAUAUAACAUUUACCAUCAAGCUCAGACGUCGACCAAUGUUCUAUGUCUUUAACCUAAUUCUACCUUGUGUCCUCAUUAAUGGCAUCGCGCUACUGGUGUUCUACGUGCCGAGUGAGAGUGGCGAGAAGGUGACACUGGGGAUCUCAGCUCUCCUCUCCAUGACUGUGUUUCUCAUGACCAUCAGAGAGUCACUGCCGCCUACUGAGAAAACCCCACUGAUCAGUUUGUACUACGGUGUGACGAUCUGUCUGGUAAGCUUAGCGUCUGGGAUGUCUGUGUUGACGCUUAAUAUCCACCAUCGAGGAGUGAGAGGGACAGAGGUGCCUCGUCUGGUACAGCGGCUCGUCUUGGGUGGACUGUCUCGGGUACUCUUCCUUCACUUCCAACCUGUAGCUGAGAUCCCUUCCUCAACGCACGACAACAACAUCCACCUUAAUGAUCUGAAAUCACAAGAACAGGGGCUAGGAGACAUUGGAGGGUGUCUGGACUCCAUUAGUGCGGAGAAGCUGCAACAGAUGACCACUUUGGAGACCCUAGAUCACAUUACUGGGUCUCCUAGGCUUCAUACUGCUAGGAGACAUCACCACCACGCCACUCCUAACCAUGACCCUACGACCGCACCUUCGCUAGCCACUCCCACUGCGCAAGCUUCAGACUUCGAGCAUCAGUUCAUGAGAGUAUUGAACAAAGUCUACAACACCAUAGAGAAGAAUGAAGUCAGGCUAGGUGAACAGGACAGAAAGGAGGCGACUCGUGUUCAAUGGCAACAGGUGGCGCUGGUGAUCGACAGGUUCUUACUGGCGUGUUUCUUGUUGUCGACGGUGAUCGCUACCACGACCAUCCUCUUUUCCUCCCCCCACGGGCCUUGACGCUCCAUCAUCACCUACAGUAGCGACACACAUGACAUCUCCGGUACCAUUUAGAGGUGUUGACGAGAACUCCAGUGUAGAGGUCGGGAAAUGUUUAUACCUCCAUUCUCUAAAACUCCACUCCAGUCAUACUCCAGUUAUACUACUCCAGUUAUACUCCUUCAGUCACACUCCAGUUGUACUCCUGCAGUCAACAGUCAUGGUGCUCCACUGCUGCCAACAUUACCAACAGUCAACAAAUAAUCCUCCUCCAGUACUGCCAACAUUACCAACAUCAUAACAAGAAAACAGUCUAUUGUUUUUACACUAAAUGAUCAAUAACCUCAAGAAGCAAGAACCUUAACAAUGGCCAAAUGGAUCGUACAGGACAACUCAUUCAAUUAUUUACAACAGAACCAGAGAUCCAGGAACAGCUUAGUGACCCACGGCACAUCUCGUUAAGUGUGUAAUCGACUAUUUGAUGAUAGAUAAUGGCUCUGGAGAAGGGUAAUGAGGGAGGGUAUGAGAGAGUGAGGGAGGAGAGGAGGGUAGUAGAGAAGGAGAGAGAGUAAG
Homarus americanus (American lobster) is the source of this 2626-nucleotide messenger RNA. RefSeq names its product neuronal acetylcholine receptor subunit alpha-10-like. Gene Ontology annotation, cellular component: neuron projection; synapse; postsynaptic membrane. The transcript has 12 exons. Gene Ontology annotation, molecular function: acetylcholine-gated monoatomic cation-selective channel activity; transmembrane signaling receptor activity. The record is from RefSeq and is a predicted model, not a curated record. Gene Ontology annotation, biological process: regulation of membrane potential; signal transduction; chemical synaptic transmission. Lineage: Eukaryota; Metazoa; Arthropoda; Malacostraca; Decapoda; Nephropidae. Bases 530 to 2074 code for a protein of 514 amino acids.